This is a messenger RNA of Durio zibethinus, 634 nucleotides long. RefSeq names its product Oleosin family protein. The record is from RefSeq and is a predicted model, not a curated record. Lineage: Eukaryota; Viridiplantae; Streptophyta; Magnoliopsida; Malvales; Malvaceae. Gene Ontology annotation, biological process: lipid storage. Gene Ontology annotation, cellular component: monolayer-surrounded lipid storage body; membrane.
CACGUGUGUCCCUUGAAUCUCUGCAGAAACUGUACUUUCGCACACCUGUCAUCAAAGCCGACCUUUCUCGUCACCUUUUAACUCUUGAACCCAUUUCACACUCUCUCAAACCUUCCCUUUCCCAUUCCCCUCCACUGAGCUCUCAACCAUGGCUGAGCGUAAUCCUAGCUAGCAGAGAGCCACAAGACCCAGUUCCACCGCCAUUACGUCCUCUUUCUUACGAAUAAUCCAAGCUCAUGCACCAAACUCCACCCAACUUCUCGGUUUCUCGACCCUCCUUACUUCUACCUCAAUUCUCCUAAUCCUCACUGGCCUCACCGUCACUGUUGCAUUUUUUGGCUUCAUCUUGUUUAUGCCAUUGAUCCUCAUUUCUAGCCCUGUAUGGUUCCCAGUAGGCACCGUGCUCUUUGUCACCAUUGCCGGGUUCUUGUCUGCAUACGGCUACGGAGUUGUGGCCGUUGCAGGGUUAUCUUGGAUGUGCCGCUACUUCAGAGGGAUGCACUCACCGGGAUCAGACAGGGUUGACUAGGCUCGGAGUCGGAUUUACGACACUGCCAGCCAUGUCAAGGACUAUGCUAUGGAGUAUGGCAGUUACUCGCAAAGCAAGGUAAAGGACGCAGCUCCUAGUGCAUGA